Caenorhabditis briggsae is the source of this 444-nucleotide messenger RNA. The transcript is spliced from 3 exons. Lineage: Eukaryota; Metazoa; Nematoda; Chromadorea; Rhabditida; Rhabditidae. Gene Ontology annotation, cellular component: myosin II complex. Gene Ontology annotation, molecular function: calcium ion binding. The record is from RefSeq and is a predicted model, not a curated record. The coding region runs from base 1 to 444 and encodes 147 amino acids.
AUGGAAGAAGUUCAGGAUGUUUUCCAUUUUCAUGAUACCGUUGGAGAUGGUAAAAUUGCAGCAAAUCAACUCCCUGCAGCACUUCGAGCAAUGAUGCUCAAUCCAACGGAAGCUCUACUCGAUGAAGUUAUCAAGAAGAGAACUGGAGGUGCACGAAUCACAAUUGAGGAGUUUAUUCCAAUCUACAAGAAAGUGGAGGCAGCGUGUGGCAGGAGUACCACCCUGAAGGAGUUUCAGACUCUUCUCUCCCACUUCGAUCGAGAUGGAAACGGACAGAUACCGAUUGUUGAGCUCAAAAGCAUGCUUCAGAAUGGAGGAGAAAAAAUGUCCAACCAAGAAGUUGAUAAUCUUCUUUUCGGAGUGGAAGUCAUCGAUGGAAAGAUAAACAUUAACAACUUUUUGAACAAUCAUCUCCAGAUGGGACUUCAGGAAACCGAGAAAUAA